Messenger RNA from Centruroides sculpturatus (bark scorpion), 4326 nucleotides. RefSeq names its product retinoic acid receptor RXR-like (gene usp). NCBI's taxonomy places the organism in Eukaryota, Metazoa, Arthropoda, Arachnida, Scorpiones, Buthidae. Bases 375 to 1577 code for a protein of 400 amino acids. Gene Ontology annotation, cellular component: nucleus; activator ecdysone receptor complex. Gene Ontology annotation, biological process: cell differentiation; cellular response to ecdysone; anatomical structure development. Gene Ontology annotation, molecular function: zinc ion binding; nuclear receptor activity; RNA polymerase II cis-regulatory region sequence-specific DNA binding. The transcript is spliced from 8 exons. The record is from RefSeq and is a predicted model, not a curated record.
CUGUCCGAAAACAACGGGGCGUGCGUCGGCGCGGCGCGGCUUCGCCAAGCGACUUUCUACGCGCGCCGUCUUAUAUAGGUCAGUGAGUCAGCGAUGCGACCGAGAACUUGAAACGGCGGACAGUACUGGUGAUAAAAUACGUCACCGCCAAUCUGCAUCCUGCACGGUCGGUUUUUUAUUUUUCUUUCUUAAUUUUUUUUUUUUUUGCCUUUCCUCCCUCUCACCAUAACGUUUGCCAGCCACGCUGCGCGCACAGACCUUGUCCUUCGACUGUCCCGACUUUUCCGCACAUCGCCACAUGGAUCGGCACAAGUGUGUGGGUGUGGUUAAAUAGUCAUCGACACCUGCACUCGCCAAGGCCAUAACUGCUCGACAUGUACAAGAAAGAAAGGCCUAAAUUGUCCGUCACUGCCCUUCUCUAUGGCACCCACAGCCCCUCUAACUGGAUACCACUCUCAGCAUCUAAUAUGGGCGGGACGUCGAUCAGCAACGACGGUGCCACCAUAGUGACCAGCAGCCAGUCGCAGCCUUCGUUUCCGAGCAUCCACAGCAGUAAUUUUAUCUCCCCUCACUCCAGCCACUUCCCACCAAACCACCCGCUAAGCGGUUCCAAGCAUCUCUGUUCCAUUUGUGGCGAUCGUGCGUCGGGAAAGCAUUACGGUGUUUACAGCUGUGAAGGAUGUAAAGGAUUUUUCAAGCGCACGGUGAGGAAAGAUUUGAGUUACGCCUGCAGGGAGGAAAGGAAUUGCAUUAUCGACAAGAGACAGAGGAAUCGCUGCCAGUAUUGUCGUUACCAGAAAUGCUUAAUUAUGGGUAUGAAGCGAGAAGCUGUACAAGAGGAACGUCAACGAACUAAAGAUAGAAACGAAAAUGAAGUCGAGAGUACGAGUAACUUUCAGAGCGACAUGCCGAUCGAAAGGAUUUUGGAAGCAGAAUUGCACAUAGAACCGAAAAGGGACGAUGCCGAUCCUGACCAAAAGGAUCCGGUCGCAAACAUCUGUCAAGCUGCCGAUCAUCAGUUAUAUCAAUUAGUGGAAUGGGCAAAGCACGUCCCUCAUUUUACUGACUUGCCUUUGGAUGACCAGAUGGUAUUGUUGAAGGCUGGUUGGAAUGAAUUGCUGAUUGCAGCAUUCUCGCACAGAUCGGUAGAUAUUAAGGAUGGCAUCGUUCUGGCCAGCGGCUUGGUGGUGCACCGGAACAGCGCUCACGGAGCCGGCGUGGGGACGAUUUUCGACAGGGUUCUGACGGAAUUGGUAGCGAAGAUGAAGGAGAUGAACAUGGACAAGACAGAAUUGGGAUGCUUACGAGCUAUAGUUCUCUUCAAUCCAGAUGCCAAAGGAUUGAAAUCUGUCACCCAUGUCGACAACCUUCGUGAAAAACUUUACGCUGCCCUAGAAGACUACUGCAAGCAGCACUAUCCUGACCAACCCGGGCGCUUUGCCAAACUGCUGCUUCGUCUUCCGGCGCUCCGCAGCAUCGGCCUCAAGUGCCUGGAGCAUCUGUUCUUUUUUAAACUGAUAGGCGACACGCCCAUAGACAAUUUUCUAAUGACUAUGCUGGAAGGUUCGGACGGAUGAGGUCCCGUGGACAAGGUAAAGGACACAUUCCUCACCCUUCCCGAACACGGACUCUGCCGGUGCGAAAGUAUUAUAUGGAACGUGCGACGCAAUACUGCCUCUCUCCUGCAUAGUUACAUAGAUCUGAAUAUGUUGUGGGAGUAGUUUUGUUCUCUGUUAUUUGUUGUUGUUAUUGUUGUAUAAAAACUGCCCUUUUGGCCUUAUUGUUAUGAACUAUCUUUCUAUUUUUUUUUUUUUUUUUUUUAUGGAAUGGAUUUAUGUACAUAUAAUUACUUCAUGCGUUAUUUUCAUGUUAAAAACAUAUAAAAAACAUGUGAUACAUACAAGUAUAUAUCUAUAAAUACAUAUACAUAUAUAUAUAUAUAUUAUUUUACAUAGUUUAGUUUCCAUUUUAAAUGAGAUAUUUUUACCGGUGCGAUCAUGUCGAUGCGACACACUCAGAUUUUUCUAUUUUUUAAACAUAGUCAUAGCAAAAACUGUAUUUUUUUAAAGAAUGUUCGGAGCAUUCAUGUUUUGCAUGUUUUUAAAUAUAUAUAAUCAAAAGAUUAUUGGGGGAGGUUGCAUUUUCGUGUAGUCGCAGAUAUUUUAAGUUAGGAAACUAUAAAAUUUUCUCUCUUACUGCCACUGUACAUUUUUCGUACAGGCUAAAGCAAUUUUUUCUUUGUUUUCUUGUCUCAAAUAACGAGUUUAUUCUAAAAUUAAAUAGCUUACAACGUACUCUGUUUUCUCAAAGAUAUACGAGAAUUACUUCUGAAUUAACUUUUACACAGGUUUUCCCGAAUGAAAUGGAAGUAUUGAAUAGAUGGGCGAGGAUAUUUUGAAGCAAAUGCUGCUACGCAUGCACAUUUCGUCACCUCUGAUACUGUGAUGUGCUUGACCCUAACACAGUAUAUCCUCCUGCUAUGUCACAAAGCUCUCUACUUACAAGUCUUAUUUGUAAUAGUGCUGUCAGUAUUAGCGGCAGGAGUCUUCCAAUGUAGAACUAAUGCAGCAGAUUACCCCAAUUUUCUUAUUCUCUAACCAAAUUCCAGCACGUUUUAUCAUCUCUUGUGUUGUAAAGCUUCAUCCGAAACUCCUCUACGAUGGUCUUAGCAGCCUUUCCGUGCCACUAAAGUCUUUAUUCUCUGUAGCUUCUAUAUCUAAUGGUAUCCUUGUUGCCGGUAAUAGGAUUAUUCUGAUUCGGACUCUGAUGCAAUAAGUUUUCCUUUUAUCGUCCUUUAAUAACAUGGACCUUAUAAUACCUCUAUUGUAGGGACAAUUAUUAAAUUGUGUAAGAUCUGAUUAAUUAUACAAGUGUAAUUUUCUUCCAAUUAUAUGGGCUCUGUGUUUGAUUAGUUAUGGUAAUAAGUAAUAUCCACUGUCCAGGUUUGAAUCUAACACUCCAUAACACACAUUGCAGUGUUUUCUGAGAUGAGAUUUGAACUUGCUAUCAGAAAAUGCUGAGAUGUGUGUCACGGACUGCCCAUAACAAUGGGCUAAUACCGUAUUGUGUGGCCUUUUGAGUAUUGGGAGCCGGUUAUGUUUAAAGCUAGUUUCAUUGGCAUAGUAUUAAAGCAUAGUAACCUCAUCGACAAAUUUAUCAUCAUUCAUUAUGCCCUGAAGAUAUUAGAACUCUAAACAAUUGCAUAAUUUAACUGGCAUGUAAAUAAAUUUGUUACUUAAUGCAAAACAUCACAAUGGACCCCUUGGCGUGUGAUCCGACAUGUUACUGGUUUUCAUACUUAGAGAAUGUUAAUUUGUUAUAUAAUAGAAGUUUGUUAAUCCGCAUCUAUGAGUGGUGCCAGGUUUUUGGACAUUUUUGUCUUUUUACAAAGUUCUUUAAGCUAUGCGCGAUUUAAGAGUUGCGGCAAGUGUUAUGUGUUUGUGCACUCCCAUUAGUAGGCUUCAAGACGAAACAGUGUGCAACUGUUCUGUGUUAAGAUUGAUCGGCAAAACUGUUAGCAAAGACAUUGUUGCGUUUGUGUGCACAUACUGUAAUAUUUAUUUGCCAUACACAUACUGUAUACAUUUGAUUCACAAAGGCUGUACUGCUCCAAGUGUGAUAAACCCGCUUGUUAACGUAUCGGCUACUUUUCAGAGAGUGCAGAUUAAAAAAUUUGUACUGUCUUGAAACUAGAGCUGUCUUAACGCAUAGUGUAAAAGCAUACUUUAUGUAAAUAAUUGUGAUGCAAUCACUUCAAAUUACAGUUUUUUUAAUAAUAUUUCCUGUAUAAAGCCCUCCCUCAUCUGUUCUAUACUGUUUUCACUCUGGAAUGUCUGCUUACAGAUAAAACUGCACGCUCGUAUCCUUUGGAAUAACAAAUUGAAUCAAAACGCACUUCAGAACUUUACAUCUAUGUUAAUGCAUUUGCAAAUUUUUAAAUUUGUUCCACGUGGCAUUCAAGUAACUGCAUCAUAAAGCUCGGACCCGAUGCAUCAUUUAAAAUCCGAGGAGGAAGCCGUACUUUCGGCUCGUGCAAACCUUAUGUAAUUGCAUUAAUUUUAUGCUCUUAAAACAAUCGUAUUGUGUAACUCGGUUGUGAAAAUGUAUUUGUUAACAAAUAAAUAUGUUCUCGUUUGUAUUUUAAGUACAAAUCACUGUGCGCGAAUACGGCCUACACGUGCCGAACUCUGCCCGUUUCUAACCGAACUUAAAAGCUUUAAACUCGAGUCUGGUCGUUACGACUCCGUCCAGUUAUUGAUGGAAGAAGGAAAAGGUUAAUUGUAUGCUUUUGUGAAAAAAGUAAUAAUAAAAUUUCUGCAUCUACAA